Messenger RNA from Lymnaea stagnalis (great pond snail), 397 nucleotides. The record is from the annotation of a GenBank genome assembly. NCBI's taxonomy places the organism in Eukaryota, Metazoa, Mollusca, Gastropoda, Lymnaeidae.
GCGAACGUUAAUCCAAAAUUUUUAAUAUCUUUUAACAUUCUCAGGAAAAAUUUUAAUAAGGAUUACAUAGCCCACGUGGUUAAAGAGUUUUCAGAGGCAGUUGUGAGCGAUAAGGAGGUCACAUUGUUAAAAAUUGUUUCUUUGUUAAAUACAUUUGAUCCCGAUUUUAAACCUAUUCCGGUGUCUUGCCUUGACGCCAUCCUGAAAGAACAUCCAAGUCGAACUACGGGGGACUAUAAACGUAAUUUGAACUGGGAGGCAACCCUCAGUCAAGGGGUUCGUGUCCUCCUCAACUUAUCUUCCCACCAGCAUACCAAGGGCAACGCGCGGAAAUCCUUACGUGUGUUUAGUAAAAUUAUCGCCCAAGAAAUUCUGUCACGAAUGAAAGAGCGCACGG